This is a messenger RNA of Gongylonema pulchrum, 558 nucleotides long. Lineage: Eukaryota; Metazoa; Nematoda; Chromadorea; Rhabditida; Gongylonematidae. The record is from the annotation of a GenBank genome assembly.
GGUAUCUGCAUGAUCAGUAGCUUGUUCAUUUUCAGUUAUACGGUUUCGGAUGGAGUUCACGAAGUACACUCACUGUUGACAGUUAUCGCAUCAGAACCAUUUGUACGCAUCGAGAACAGCAGCAUCACAGUUCCGCUGGACCACACCGCAAUGUUGAUACCAGUGAAAGCGCACAAUCUCUCAGCUAUUACCAAUGUUGACGUGAAUGAUUCCGACAUUUGGUUUACCGUAUCCACUCAAAACUGGAUUAUUGUUGCCAAUUCCACGGAGAAAGUGGUCAGGAGAUUCACUCAGCAGGACAUUAAUGAAGGUCGAUUGUUUUACCGCAUUUUGAAAAGGCCGUUCGAUGAGGAUAGUGAGAUUGAUGACGAUGGGCAGCAGCUUAUUCGUGUGACGGUCGCCAAUUUAACAGCAUCAAAAAUAUUCGAAAAACGGCAAAGUCAGCUGAGAGCGAGUGAACAGCAUGUGGAAAUGCAAAUCCUAACAGCGCUGACUGUUCCUCUCUCAUCUAUUUCACAGAUUGACAAAACUGUCCUGCAGGCGAGCGCCAGGGACUAC